GAGUUCUAGGCGUUUGAACACACCCCUGUCAAACUUGUACCAGUGGGGUGGAGGACAGCCUUAACUUAAAACUUGAGGAGACGACGGGGCCACGGAAGUAGGCUACAAAGUAACAGUUUGGCGGAUGACAUUGCAAGCGGAAAACGGGGGAAAUGUCUUCGGGGUACAAAUCUUGGAUACUGCUUACAGGUUUUAUACUAUUCUAUGUUGCUUAUCUGUUGCUUGGAGCACUCGUUUUCUCCACCAUCGAACGGCCGGUGGAGAACAAACUGAAACGUGACAUACAAGUCCUGAAAGAUGAGUUUCUCAACCAAAGUUGCGUCAAUGCAACAUCACUUGAAAACUUUUUGGAGAAAGUUUUACAAGCCAAUAAGUAUGGAAUAUCUAUCCUUCCGAAUUCUUCUGCGAGUUCAAAUUGGGACAUGGCUUCCUCUUUGUUCUUUGCCAACACUUUAGUAACGACAGUCGGAUAUGGGCACACUACGCCCCUGUCGGACACGGGCAAAGCCUUCUCCAUCUUCUACGCCCUGCUGGGAGUGCCCUUCACCAUGCUGGUGCUCACCGCCUGCGUCCAGAGGCUCAUGCACCCGGUGACCUACGGGCCCAUCAGCAUGUGCCGCCAGAGGCUUGGCCUGGACCCACUCGCCGCCACUGCCGUCCACUUUGCCAUCCUGCUGCUGCUGGUGGUGCUGGGCUUCUUCGUGGUACCCGCCGUGGUUUUCAGCCACAUCGAGGACACCUGGUCCUUCCUGGAUGCCAUAUACUUCUGCUUCAUCACACUGUGUACCAUCGGCCUGGGCGACUACGUGCCCGGGGAAAAGCCCGGACAGAAGUUCAGGUCGCUCUAUAAGAUCUCUGUGAUGGUGUACCUGUUUCUAGGGCUGAUGAUGAUGUACCUGGUCCUGCGUGCCUUCCACCGGAUGGCCGACCUGCAUGGCCUGACUUCUUUCUUCCAGCUCCCCCACUGUGACGAGGAUACAGAGGAGGACAAGGAGCCCAUUAUCGAGGCCGGCCCUGAGGACCAGCAUGAGGCAGAGGCCUCGGCCAAGCCCCUGGAUCCAGCCUCCCAGACCUCCUAUAACACCAUCAACCGAUAAGGACUCACUUCACUCUGGACCGUUCUCCUUUACAUCAGUCAGGUCAAACACAUGAGUUGACAACCUGACCAUACAUAGGCACCAAAGACUAUCGUUACUGCUGUGAGGCAACUCACGGCUCAGGUCAGACCUUCCUGCUACGACAGCUCAACUGAACCAAAAAGAAACAGAACUCUACAGAUGCCCUAGUGCACCCAGUUAACAAUUGGCAAGGGUUGUUCGUCAAGGUGGGAGAAGGUUGUUGUUCCAUAACCUGUAGAGAACACUUCUGGUUGGGACUGAUGAGUAUUAUUUGUCACUUUUUGAUGUUGUUUCAGACCAAAAUAUAUAUAUAGGUUUAUCAUAUACCGAUAUUUUCUUGUGGUUGUAUUUUCAUUUACCUUUUUGUGGUUUUAGGUCAGGGUUGAUCAAGGAAGGUCAUACAGAAAUAUCGGAUGUUUCAAAAUUAAACAAACUCAUUAUAGUGGCCAUCUUUGAAAGACUUUGUUGCCCCUCCCCAGUAAUUAAGUGAAAAGCCAUUGCUUGAGACUUUGUCUUGAGUCAUAUGAUGGAGCACAUUCCCAGGACCCCCCAACCCCCCCCCCCCCCCCCCAUGGCUUUGUUUUUGCCUAUUGAGUAACAUGAUCGUGUGUUUCAAAUACAUUAAGUAUAUCAUCUGAAGGAUAACAAAUUUAGGGAAUAAAAGGAUUGGGGGAAAAAAACAAGUAUCUGUGUUCUGAUGUGUAGUUGUCUAGAGUUAAAUAUUAGGAUUUUCUGUCAUUGUGAAAGUAUGUACUUUAGCAUGUAUGAAGUUUGUCCAUCUUGAACAAUGUAGCAACUGACAAUGUAAUAACAGCCAAUAAUGUAAUACCUUUUACAUUUAUAAUUUAAUAAAUGCUGAUAAUGUAGAUUGCUAAAGUUUUUGUGCAUAAUGUAAUUAUUACAUGAUGCAUUGAUUAUCACAUUGAAGUGGGUAACUUAUGAAUGUAAUAAUUUUAACCAAUGUAAUAACAAAAUGACUCAACUAAAUUCACUCUUGCUUUUUCAUUAAUAUCAAGUGUCAUGCUUCAGUAAUAGUGGACCUCACGCCACAACACAUUCCUGAAUCCUUAUUUGAUAUUACUAAAGGUAUGUAAUUGGCCAGUUCAUUAAACCAGGGGACUAAUGUUGGAAGGCCCAUACUCCUGUUUCCCAGCAGACAUAAAUGGGGAGGUCGUGGCAUUUGAAUUCCAACACACUUAGAUAUGACAACAGUUUGGGACUGUAUUAUCUGUUAUAUCUACACAAGACCAGAACAUACAGUUGAAGUCGGAAGUUUACAUACACCUUAGCCAACUACGUUUAAACUCAGUUUUUCACAAUUCCUGACAUUUAAUCCUAGUAAAAAUCACUAUCUUAGGUCAGUUAGAAUCACCACUUUAUUUUAAGAGUGUGAAAUGUCAUAAUAGUAGAGUGAUUAAUUUAUUUUACUUAUUUCUUCAUCACAUUCCCAGUGGGUCAGAAGUUUACAUACACUCAAUUAGUAUUUGGUGGCAUUGCCUUUAAAUUGUUUAACUUGGGUCAAAUGUUUCGGGUAGCCUUCCACAAGCUUCCCACAAUAAGUUGGGUGAAUUUUGGCCCAUUCCUCCUGACAGAGCUGGUGUAACUGUCAGGUUUGUAGGCCUCUUUGCUCGUACAAGCUUUUUCAGUUCUGCCCACACAUGUUCUAUGGGACUGAGAUCAGGGCUUUGUGAUGGCCACUCCAAUACCUUGACUUUGUUGUCCUUAAACUAUUUUGCCACCAGUUUGGAAGUAUGCUUGGGGUCAUUGUCCAUUUGGAAGACCCCUUUGCGACAAAGCUUUAACUUCCUGACUGAUGUCUUGAUGUUGCUUCAAUAUAUCCACAUAAUUUUCCAUCAUGAUGCCAUCUAUUUUGACGUGCACCAGUCCCUCCUGCAGCAAAGGACCCCCACAACAUGAUGCUGCCACCACCGUGCUUAACAGUUGGGAUGGUGUUCUUCGGCUUGCAAGCCUCCCCCUUUUUCCUCCAAACAUAAUGAUGGUCAUUAUGGCCAAACAGUUCUAUUUUUGUUUCAUCAGACCAGAGGAUAUUUCUCCAAAAAGUUUGAUCUUUGUCCCCAUGUGCAGUUGCAAACCGUAGUCUGGCUUUUUUAUGGCGGUUUUGGAGCAGUGGCUUCUUCCUUGCUGAGCGGCCUUUCAGGUUAUGUCACUAUAGGACUUGUUUUACUGUGGGUAUAGAUACUUUUGUACCUGUUUCCUCCAGCAUCUUCACAAGGUCCUUCGCUGUUCUGGGAUUGAUUUGUACUUUUCGCACCAAAGUACGUUCACCUCUAGGAAACAGAACGCAUCUCCUUCCUGAGGGGUAUGACGGCUACGUGGUCCCAUGGUGUUAAUACUUGCAUACUAUUGUUUUUAAAGAUGAACGUGGUACCUUCGGGCAUUUGGAAAUUGCUCCCAAGAAUGAACCAGACUUGUGGAGGUCUACUAUUUUAUUUCUGAGGUCUAGGCUGAUUUCUUUGGAUUUUCACAUGAUGUCAAGCAAAGAGGCACUGAGUUUGAAGGUAGGCCCUGAAAUACAUCAACAGAUACACCUCCAAUUGACUCAAAUGAUGUCAAUUAGCCUAUCAGAAGCUUCUAAAGCCAUGACAUCAUUUUCUGGAAUUUUCCAAGCUGUUUAAAGGCAGUCAACUUAGUGUAUGAAACUUCUGGCCCACUGGAAUUGUGAUAGUGAAUUAAUAAGUGAAAUAAUCUGUAAACAAUUGUUGGAAAAAUUACUUGUGUCAUGCACAAAGUAGAUGUCCUAACCGACUUGCCAAAACUAUAGUUUGUUAACAAGAAAUUUGUGGAGUGGUUGAAAAACGAGUUUUAAUGAUUCCAACCUACGUGUAUGUAAAGUUCCAACUUCAACUGUAUGUAAAAUGGCGCCAUAAAGGCAACUUUGUAUUAAAAUAUUUCUUGUAUUGGUUUACCUGAAAAAGAAAAGGUGCAACACUUCCAUAUGUGAGGCUCAUGAGGAUUGUAAAGGCAGAUAAUUGAAAGUAGUGGAAAAAACAUGGAUUUUGGCCUUGGACCAAUGGGUUAAGGGUGGGGUGAGUGAGCGGAGUGAGUGUCUGGUUCCAUCUCCAUCUUAAUGGGUCUGGAUUAAUCUCUAAAGCAAAGUAGCCUAGUCUAUCCUGGGAUAAGGAGUAAAAAUCAUGUUGAAUAUUUUUGUGAUAAUUACAAUUUGUCUAAUCGCAUGACUGAAAGGUGUCUUCAAAUUGAGCAGUUUUUUCCCCUCUGACGACACUGGAUGUUUGCAAGGUCAAAAUGGAAGUGCAAUAGUAACCCCCCCUUGCAAGUCUGUUGUGUUUCUUAAUAUGCAUGCCAUUAAAGAGGUAUUUUAGGUUAUUACAUUAUUGGUUUAAGUUAUUACACUACUGAUGUCUGGAGCGUGAUGUCACGAACUCUGCUGGUCGGUUACAACGUAGCAACCUAGCGGUGCCGAAAGCCAAUUACGAUCUCCAGAAUGGCCAAACCACAUUUUUUUUUAGACGUCCGUUUUGGCCUCAAAUUAGUUUAUGAUCAAGUUCAAUCCCCAUGUGGAAUUAUUUGAAAGUUCGCUCCAAAUUGAGAUAUUUAAUUAAAUAGUGUUGAUAAUUGGAUAUGGAGAAGGCGUAUACGGUCUCGUUCCUUUAGCUCAUAGAGAACCUCCAGAAAAAGCCCAGAUAACAGAAUGCAUAGACAUUUUAUACAACACAGAAAGUAGGUUGAGUCUGGAAGUUCUGGUCCUUUGGUUGGUUCUGGACAGGUUGUUGUCUUCACAGAUUGGUCCUGAUGAGCUGGGCGUCAUCCUUCUGAGUCUUAUAGCAAAAGUUCUUUGUUAUCAAAUGUUCAGCUAAACAGGAGAUUUUGUGUGUGCGUAGUCAGCCCUCUGUCCUUGGGUAUGUGUGUGUGUGUCUUAUUAUCUCGUGAAAUGCGGGCCCAAGCACCCUUUUCUUAUCAGUGUUUAUGAAAGGUUUACGUCAGCCCUCUGUCCUUGGGUGUGUGUGUGUGGGUCUCUGUAUCUGUUUAUAAGUUUGUGAGAAACCCUGUUUAUAAAGAAGUUAGCUAUAACAAUGUAAUAGCAAUAUGCUUGUGUUAUUUUAAAUGGUAUUUAUUACACUACUACACUGAACAUGUAAACGUAAUGUGUUGGUCCCAUAUUUCAAAAUAAAAGAUCCCAGAAAUGUUC
This is a messenger RNA of Salvelinus fontinalis (brook trout), 5286 nucleotides long. RefSeq names its product potassium channel subfamily K member 6-like. The record is from RefSeq and is a predicted model, not a curated record. Gene Ontology annotation, molecular function: potassium ion leak channel activity. Lineage: Eukaryota; Metazoa; Chordata; Actinopteri; Salmoniformes; Salmonidae. Gene Ontology annotation, cellular component: membrane. Gene Ontology annotation, biological process: stabilization of membrane potential; potassium ion transmembrane transport. Bases 153 to 1097 code for a protein of 314 amino acids. The transcript is spliced from 3 exons.